UUCGAUAACCUCCCCCCCUCUCCGCUUACGGUGCCUGCCGCUGCUCGUCUCAUUUUCUGCCCGGCGUCGGAACCGAGGGACCGACGAAUUCCGAGCAGCCAGUACUCCACGAGCGCUGAUUUUAAGCGCUGUCCGGCCACCGACGCGGCACCAAAGUUUUCGGCGACGCUGUCCCGUUCCAGGAGACCGCAUUUCGUCCUCGGUCCUGCCACGUGUAGCGUCAAACAGCGGUUUUAAUGCUUCAUCAGCCACCCACCGACCUUCUGGAUGAGGAUAUUGCACUCAUGGAAUCCUUAAGUGAUCACAACUAUAACAGAGUGCUGCCGAAUUUUAGCGGUAUGCUUGACAACGCCGGUGAUGUCUCACUGGCGGAUCGUCGACCCCUCAGCCGACAAUUCGAUAACGCAACUGAGGACUGCCUUAAUUUUAAUGGGCUCAGCAACUGUAGCCUCAGGAACAGUGUGCUGCCAGGCAGCACGGGAGCUUUGUCUAGCCUACUCUCUAUCUCUAACCCAGCCUACUUGGCGGCCUACCAGAAUGGCAACGGUCUGGGCUCUUUAUACUCCAGUGACAUGCGUCUCUCUGAAGCUUCUCUAAGUAGGCUACUAAGGCAGGGCAGUCUUCAAACCUCGCCUGUUGGCACAGGACCUCGGGCCAUCCGCUCUGCAUCGCCUUACACACCUUACAGCUAUCAAGGGAGCCCUUCUGCAGAGCGGUCUCUAGCCUAUGGAUGUGACCCAUUUCGAGAUUCCAGGAGCCUUUCCCCAGAUUCAGACUCCAGCGGUAACAGCUGUGGCACAGAUAUGAGCACCUUGUCAGAUCUCAUGAACUCCUUGGUAUUGACACCUAGCCCACGAGGCCACUCCCAUACGAAUGGCUUCGGUAUGCGCUCGGAGCUGGAUCUGCUCAGCAGCCCAUUUUCAUUUCUCACGGACCAGCGCUGGUCGCCUGCUGGCAGCCCUCCCAGUUCCAGUGUGGAGGAUGCGGACAACAUUGAGAAGGCGGCUAAGCUGCACAGAUCUGCUGCGAGUUUCUCAGAGGCCAGUUGUUGCUGGAGUGGGACCUUGCCUCCACGCACUCUCAAGAGCUCGUCUUUGUCAUGCAAGGUGUUCCUCGGAGGAGUGCCCUGGGACAUAUCUGAGCCUGGCCUCGUAGAGGCUUUUGCCUCCUUCGGCAACAUCAAGGUGCAGUGGCCGAGCCGCGAGCGGAGCCAGAGCUUUCCCCCCAAGGCAGGCUACGUGUACAUCAUCUUUGAGAACGAAAAGCAGGUCAAGAUGCUGCUACGCUCGUGCAGUCAGGACUUCAUGAAUGGAGGCAACUGGUACUACAAGAUAUCAUCGCGCCGCAUGCGCUGCAAGGAGGUGCAAGUGAUCCCGUGGGUGCUGAGUGACAGCAACUAUGUGCGCUGCCCGUCUCAGCGGCUGGACCCGGGAAAGACUGUGUUUGUGGGAGCCCUGCACGGCAUGCUCAAUGCUCAGGGCCUGGCCCUUGUGAUGGAAGAACUCUUUGGGGGAGUCCUGUAUGCAGGGAUCGACACGGACAAGUACAAGUACCCAAUUGGGUCUGGCAGGGUGACGUUCAACAACCAGAAGAGCUAUCUCAAGGCUGUGGCAGCAUCGUUUGUGGAGAUCAAGACUCCCCGGUUUUCGAAAAAGGUACAAGUGGAUCCCUACCUGGAGGACUCCAUGUGCUCUUCGUGCCAGAAGCAGCCGGGUCCCAUCUUCUGCCGCGACAUGGUCUGCUUCCGCUACUACUGCCGUACCUGCUGGAAUUGGCACCACAAUGUUGAUGGAAUGCGCAGCCACAAGCCUCUCAUGCGCAACAAAGCCAACACACGCUGAGCCACAUCCCUCCAAAUGUAUAACCCCGGCAGCCCAUAAUUCUUAGGAAGCAGCCUCCUUGCUCGAGCAUUUUCCCCUAUUCAGCGUGAUCCCUGUUGUUUGUUUUAACCUUACGCUAUUGUUGUUUGUGCACAUACUUCUCCCACUGUUACUUUUCCUUCUUCCGAAAGCUGUUGUUUUAACCCCUUUGCUCUUACAUGUUUUCUGUUAUCAUCCCGCCUUUUCACUCUCCGAUUAAGAUUACUGGAGAGGCAGGAGGGAAGGUUUUUCCCUCCUGUUUUCUAAGCUGUGUGCACUGGUUGUUAUGCGUGGUUGUUAGAUCGUUUUUCCUUGCCUUUGUUAGAUAACUAAAAAAAGAGUGCUUUACCUUAUUGUUUUGUGCAAGAAACAGGGGCAAGUGUCCCAUACGUUCAUCCUCUCUGCUGCUGCUGUGCCUUUAUUUUCGUGUCUGCGGAUGCUUUUCCCUUUUGUGUGUCGCCCUUUGCUAGUACAGAGUACUAACAUUGAAAAAAAAUAUAUAUAAUCUUGCCCCAGGGGAGGCUAAUACGCACUGGCAGGGUGGAUGUUCGUUGUUGCUCUUGUGCCUUUUUUUUUUUUUCCUAUUGCUAGUCCUUUUUUAUGCUCUUUGGAGGUUGUUUGCCUACACCAGCACCUCUUGUGUACCUUGUCUUUUUUUUUUCUGCUCGAACAAGUGUUUUUAUUUACACAGGGGCAAUCUUUUUCUCAAAAGCCCUUUAGUCCACAAAGUGCUGCGAUAACGUGAUUUUUUUUACUAGAGUUUUUCGGGGGAAUAUUUAUUAGUUUUACCUGUACAGAUGGCAUACAUGGGCAAGGAUUUAAAAUCCAGUGAUUGCCUUUUGUAGUUCUUAAGCCCAUUUUAAUACCACUCCCCCUGGCUCUGCUCUUACGACCUUUCUUACAUACGUGCCCUUUUUUUGUACAUCCUCCACCGCUAGCACAUUCUACUAGUCAAGCCUUUUUGUCUAUUUUUAAACAUUUGAAGCUGUUCUUUAUGUAAAACAAAUACAGACAUCAUUGUCAUUGUAGUCUACUGCAUUUCUAUGCUGUUAUGAACAGUUCCUGUGAAUGCCUUAAAUAUUUCCAGGUGCAAAGUUUUAAUGGCUCAGCUGUUGUUGGGCAAAUAGGGUGCUUGAAGGUUGAGGUACUUUUUUUUUUUUCUUAGAAUAGUGAGAAACACCGGUAGCUCUGUACGGAUUUGACUACGGAAUGGAUCACGGACCAAAUUUCUCAAAUGCAAUUGGAGGCUUUAAAGCCAUCUCCUACUGCAUUGAAGUUUGGGAUCUGCAAAUUUUUGAUGUUUUUGUGCAUUGGGAACAUCGAGACCAAUGUUUCAUUUUUUUCUGUAAUCCUACGAAAAAUAAAUUCCUGCAUAUGCAUUUGAA
Molecule: messenger RNA, 3244 nt
Organism: Rhipicephalus microplus (southern cattle tick)
Lineage: Eukaryota; Metazoa; Arthropoda; Arachnida; Ixodida; Ixodidae
Gene: orb
Product: polyadenylation element binding protein orb
Biological process (GO): negative regulation of cytoplasmic translation
Cellular component (GO): synapse; cytoplasm; nucleus
Molecular function (GO): ribosome binding; mRNA 3'-UTR binding; translation factor activity, RNA binding
Source: RefSeq, a predicted model, not a curated record